GAGGAUCAGUAGUGGGCCCGGGAGACACAUGAUCGGUGACGCUGUUGAGCCGCGGGGCGUUCCGAGCUCCCGCCCUCUCUCCCCGCAGUGAGCGGAUUAUCUGGGCCGGGGGAAGGGGAGGAGGGAGAGUGACCGCAGCCAGACCCUCUCGGGAGGGGACAUCGGGGCAACAGCAGCGGAGAGAAGAGGAGGGACCGAGAGAGAGAGACGCUCCCAGGGAGGAAUCUGGCUGCUGAUUUUCUGCUGACUUCCUUCCUCCUGGAACAACAAUCCAAGAGGAAAACCCAGUGACGAGAGGGACACGCAGUCCAGCACUGGAGGAGGAAGAAGAGGAACGCUGAGGAGAGAGUGACUUAUAUAGAACUAGGAGAGACAGUUAGGCUCGAGUACAGGACCCGGGGGAUAUAUAUAUAUCUAUAUACACACGCACAGGAGAUACUGAAUAUGCACAAGAGAAUGUGAUGUCGGCACAAGUUGGAGUCACAAUUGUACAUACAGAGGGCACAAGAGUGACAGAGUGAACUGUAACACACAGGUUGGAGGAGUGAAGUGUAACGCACAGGUUGGAGGAGUGAACUGUAACACACAGGUUGGAGGAGUGAACUGUAACACACAGGUUGGAGGAGUGAAGUGUAACGCACAGGUUGGAAGAGAAACACAAAUAAGUCCCAUGAGUGGUGACAUGGAUAAGGGUCACGAGUAGGAGUGUAACAGACACAAAAAGUGACAUUUGGAAUUGGGAUAGUGCAGAAAGGAGACUGCAAGGACACAAGGAAGUGCAGCAUCCAGACACUUGAGGUGUAACAUGGCCGCUAAGGACUACGACCAUCUCUUUAAACUGCUUCUUAUUGGAGACUCUGGUGUUGGAAAAAGCAGCCUCCUGCUGAGAUUCUCCGAUAACUCCUUCUCUGGAAGUUACAUCACAACCAUCGGGGUCGACUUCAAGAUCCGCACUCUGGUUCUGGAUGGAGAACGAGUGAAGCUGCAGAUCUGGGACACGGCCGGGCAGGAGAGAUUCAGGACAAUCACCUCCACGUAUUACAGGAACACUCACGGUGUUAUUGUGGUGUAUGAUGUCACCAGUCCAGAAUCGUUUGUGAAUGUGAAGCGCUGGCUGCAUGAGAUCACUCAGAAUUGCGACUCUGUCUGCACUGUACUGGUCGGUAACAAAGAUGACGAUCCUUCCCGGAAACACGUGGAAUCCGCCGAUGCCAAGAGAUUCGCUGAUCAGAUGGGUGUCAGAUUGUUUGAGACGAGCGCAAAAGAGAACCGCAACGUGGAGGAGAUGUUCCUUUCUGCGACCCGUAUGGUCCUGCGCAUGAAGAGAGACAACCAGGCCAGGCUGAAUCCCAGCGAGGUUGUCAGCAUCACCAAGACGAAAAAGAAACCGCACGUCAAGAGAUGCUGCUGACUCCGCCCCUUGGAUGUGUCGGGGAGGGGCUUCUACAAAAGUUAACUGGAAAUGACUAUGGGAGUUUAAGGGGGGGCGGACUGGAUCAUACCACUGUUUUGGGGGAUACAUGAUAGAAGAAAGACGGCUUAUGUUGUGUGGAGACUCAAUCACGUGGCUGUGUAGGUGAGCCUUGAUGUGAGUUCCAGCAGCCAUAGUGGGAGACUACUGUACUUGGCAGCUGACAGCCACAAAACUGCCAGCUGGAGCUGCAACACCGUGCCGUAGAGCAUAUGGGUCAUCCAGUACAGAGGCCUUUCAGUUCCUAUGCUGAGGGCUGCAAAGAGAAUCCAUGGACAUUUUCCCAAUAAAAGUGAUGGGGUGAAAUUUAAUAUUAAGGAGAACUUAAGGAAUGUACAGGACCACUAGGAGGCGAAUGCACGGUGAAAUUAGAGGAGGAGUAGAUAAAGUGAGAAGAGGGACAGGGUAGUACAAGUACAGUAGCUGCAGGGGGAACCACUGGAUCAUAUGCUCCACGGUGUUAUUUAGAUAUGUUUCAAUAACUGACGACGGCAGACAUAUUUAACCCGGUUCGGGCAGCCAUCUUUAAUGCAUUCCCUCUCUCCAUGUUUAUAAACGCCUCUCGCCACUGUAUAUCUAUAUAUUUAUGUAUUACUUUUGUCCCGAGCUGUACAUGAAUCUAAAGCUUAUUUUUGCAUUUACGGUAACUUGAUAUUAACUUGGAGAUUAUAAACUGGACCUUUUUUUGUA
This is a messenger RNA of Xenopus laevis (African clawed frog), 2161 nucleotides long. RefSeq names its product ras-related protein Rab-35. The record is from RefSeq and is a predicted model, not a curated record. The coding region runs from base 806 to 1411 and encodes 201 amino acids. NCBI's taxonomy places the organism in Eukaryota, Metazoa, Chordata, Amphibia, Anura, Pipidae. The transcript is spliced from 7 exons.